This is a messenger RNA of Penaeus chinensis, 4402 nucleotides long. Its product is annotated as BAG family molecular chaperone regulator 1-like. The record is from RefSeq and is a predicted model, not a curated record. Gene Ontology annotation, biological process: protein stabilization. Gene Ontology annotation, molecular function: protein-folding chaperone binding; adenyl-nucleotide exchange factor activity. The transcript has 6 exons. Lineage: Eukaryota; Metazoa; Arthropoda; Malacostraca; Decapoda; Penaeidae. Gene Ontology annotation, cellular component: cytosol; membrane; nucleus. Bases 547 to 1131 code for a protein of 194 amino acids.
AACAGCCGACAUCCCCGUCCAAAACCUGCCGCUUCCGCCAACAGAUGGCAGCACCGCCUCCGUAAACAAAUACGUCCUCCUGGAAAUUUCCGAAUACACGGACGAAAUACUAAAACCCCACUAACGAACAACAAAAGUACAGACUGCGAUAGUCCCCCAAACCAACACAGAUAAACUUGCAGUGCAAUAGAAGCCGCCCGGAAAACGUAAAUGGCGAGCGGGGAAACCGGAAGUAAUUAAUCCGAGUGUCUGCGAGAGAGUCCCCAUUCGGGCCAGUCAGCAGCAGGGCCUUAAGGUGCAAAGGUGUGGAGUUGAGAAGCGGCAGUGUUGCAAUACUGCAUGUGGUUGUUUGGUAUGUACACAGAUCUUUAGAAUUGGAGCGAAAUGACCUAGGUGUCUUCUGCGACUACACAAUAUCCAGAUUUAGCCUUCCAUACACUGCGUUUGGGUCUUCAGUUUUGAAAAGUACCACGUGUGUGUGCGUGGUGUUCUAGCAUAGUGGUAUACAUUUGUGUAAGGCGGUUCCUAAAGUCGAACCCUGCUAAAAUGGGUGAUGCAGAGUACAACAUUUUACUAUGUCAUGGGUCCAGUAAAUACGAGGUUGUGGUUUGGGGCGCCAUGACCUUGGCUGACUUGGCCAGUAAGAUUGAGACAGUGACUCAUGUCUCUCAAGCCAGUCAGAAGAUCAUAUUCAAAGGGAAAAACCUGGCUGACCCAGGUGUGACCCUUGCCAGCUAUGGCAUUGGGCCCGGGGCAAAAGUCAUGGUGUUGGGGAAGAAAUUUGAUCCUGAGGAUGAUGCUAGUUAUCAAGCUGUGGCCCAGAUUGAUAAUUCAUGCUCGGCUGUGGAAAAAAAGCUGAACGACUUAUUGCCUGAAGUCGACAGUAUUGCUAAUGGCUACAUGGAACCUCAUUUGUGUGGAGAAGCACUUGUGAAGCUGAAGAAACAACUACUUGGAGUGAAUGAGGAGUUCAUGAGGUUACUGGAACGGCUUGAUGGAAUAUCCUUCGAGGAGAAUCAAGCACCAGCAAGACAGAAGAGGAAGUCGGUAGUGCAGAAAAUCCAGUAUUUAAUGGAAAGGACUGACCAAGUACAAGAAAAUAUUAAUCACCUAAUUAAGAGCUAUUCCUAGUAACAGCUAGAACUUAGCUUUGUGAUGAUAUGCUCCAAGAACAAGUAGGCAACGGUGGUUCAUUUUUUUUGCCGAGUUUGAUGCUGUAUUCUAGUGUGUGGCAGAGUUGAGAUGGCUAUGGCAUUUACAAAUGUCAUGCAAUUUGUUUUUUUCUUUUUUUAUAUAUAUAUAUAUAAUGAAAGUGAUAAUAGCAGGAUUAUUAGGAUAAUAUUGUUAAUUAUUCCAGAUACCCAACUCAUUUCACAUGUACCUUAAUGGAAUUGAUGUGUUUUGCUUUGGUGUGCAUGAUAUUCAUGUACUAAUUUUUAUUUUAUUUUAUUUUGAUUUUUAAUUUUUUUGAUAUUUCCAUUAAGAUGUUCAGUUCUGGGACCAGUCAUGGGCUUCUGCUUUCAAGCAACAAUUUUGAGAAUGCUGUAGUCCUUUUGAAUUUUGUGGAAGGUAAACAUUUUACCCAUUCUUUUUUUUUGGAUAGCCUUUUUUCUGUUAUUUUUGCAUUAUGUUUACUAGACCUACUUUUAUGGAAUGAUUGUUUUGUUUAAGUAUUUAUUUGUUUUUGGAAAUUGAUUGUAUUUUGUAUUUUAAAGGCAUAAUCAAGUCCUGUUAUAAGAAUUUAUAUUUUUGUUAUAUUUUCUUUGUUUUCUUUUUUAUUAUUGAACUUUUCAAUUUGAUUUAUUCUUUUUUGGAGGAUUGAGGAGAACACUGUAUUUUAUAGUUAGAUAAAGUUUACACACAUGCAUAUUUCCAUAAACAAGAACAAAAUUGUACAUUAACCAUUAGAAGAAAUAGGUUGAAUAUUUAGUUUUUAGUAGUAAAUAUUACUCUAUCUAAUAGUGAAUAUUUAUAAUACAAGAAAUAUGAAUUUCUAUAUAAUGUAAUGCUAUGGCUAGUUAAACAUAUUUGGUGGAUUAAUGACAUAUAGGUUGUAGUCAUAUUAAGGUGCGGCUAAGAAAGAGAGAAACAGAAAGUCGAUUGCUUAAGAAAUAUUCUCUUCAGACUUUUAAGUCAAUGAUUUGCAGCUUUCCUAGAACAUUGUCGGAGAGAGAAAAUUGGUCUGCUUUGGUAUCUACGAAAAAAAAAAGAUAAAGGAAAAUCAUCGACCGUCAUCUCUGUGAUUUUUGUCAAGUUUUCUGGAACGUUAAACUUGCCAUGCGGCCUCUUGAGUUACUGAUUGGCCAAGCUGCUCCAGUCAGUCAGGUGUUCCAGUUAGCCAGUCUGUAAGUUAGUCUGUCAGCAACUUCAAAGUCAGAGUGGGAGUCUAACGUUCAGAAAAGCAGAGAAACACACUACAAGCGUUGUCUCAGUACUAACCCCUUUCUAUGAUUCUCAACGAAGGGCAGUCUUUGUGAUGCAGCUUCAGGAGUGCUUUGUGUCGAAAGCACUUGCUAAAAAUCCUGCCAUCAGUUUUUAUGUUGGGGAAUAUAAACAAAACAAAACAAACAAAAAAAAUGUCCAGUACAAUUCCCUGAAAGUUUUACAAGUUGAAUUUUAAAAUAUAUACACCAUAUUGCCAUGUACCUGAAAGUGAUUAGAACAGGUAGACAUUAAUUCAGGUAUCAAUUAAAUGAAUAGUGUAUUUUUUAAAUGUUGCACAUUCUCGUAUCUUGCCUUACGAUGGCUAUUGAGUGUUGAACUGGUUAUAGAUUUUUUCUUUGUAGAUAAUGAGUAUAGUUUUGUAAUUUGUUAUAGAUAUAUUUAUUGAUUAUUAUUAUUUUUGUAUUGUUUCUUUCCUUUUUGUAGGUAGAGUUAAGCCAUUGGUUCAUAAUAUUAUUUUAUCCUCAUUUUACCCCAAAAAAUUUAUUAUUGAAUUACUUGUAGAUAAUUUGAAGCCCUCCUGCUUGAAACAAACAUUUAAUUUCCCUUGCCAUGUAAAUGGUCCUGAACUCAGUAUCUGGAAUUGCAGUGCAAAUAUUGAAUGAAAAACAAUGCUGUAUAAAUACAACUUUAUUAGUGAAAUUUGAAUAAUAGUUGGAAGUGCAUUAGAAUCUAAAAAUCCUGAAUAAAUAAAAAUGUAUCUAGCUUUUUUUAAAGAAAAAAGCAAAGACCAAAAACUGCUAUAUCAUUAUUAGAAUUAUAUGAAUAUAAAUCAUCCAGAGUCCUUGCUGUAAAGAAUUAUCUAGUUGCAAAUGGGAAUCAUGAAUGCGUCCGUCUACCAUGUAUAUAACUUCUGGGUAUGAUGUAUGUGCUUAAUGGAGCUUAAUAACUUACUAAUUUAUUAAACUACUCAUAAAUACUUACGUGAUGUGGAGGUAAAAGUUUCAGUAUGGCUGUUGGUAGCACUAAGAAAAAUCCACUAUCACUAUGCCUAUAUCUUGGUUCAACACACUCAGCAUUAGACUAGUCAAAGCCCAAGUAUUGGUUUCUUAAUUGUAAUAUGUAUAAGGAAGAUAAAGAAGUAUUUCCUGACAAUCCUUUUCUUUUGAGGUAGUAUCUGUACCGUUAAAAGUUCAUAAAAUAUGUUGAGUUUUAUCAUAAAAUGUAAUGAUUUUCUUAUAGCUCUCAGGAAUAGUAUUAACAUUUGUGUUGCUAUAUUUACUUGUCAAACAUAUUUUAGUUAUUAAAGCCUUCAUGGUUAUUCAUAUAUGUAUUUGUGAAUACUGCUCUCUAACAGAUAGUUCCUUUUGUAAGAGAAUAGUAAAGGAUAUUUGAAAGCCAGUUAGGCUUACUAUUAUUUGCUUAUGUUUAUAGUGCUUUUGAUAAAAAGGAUGAAGACAUGGAUAUGAGGAUAAGAGAUAAUGUGAAAUGAUGACUUGGUUGUUUUGGAAUACACUGAGUGAUGAUGUAGGUGAUCCCCUUCUUUAAUGUGUCAUUUGCUUUUGUUUAAAAGAAAAUCAGUUGAUUACAUGAUUCUCAAGAAUUAUGCAUUUUUGCGAGUGUAUAAAACCCUUGCACUGAAUAUUUUCUACUGCACACCGAUUAUAAAAAAAAAAAAUAGUUUCAAUCUGUAUGUAAAGACCUAUGCAUCAUUUUUAUAUACUUUAGAUGUGUAUAUUAUUCGGUACUUUUUAAAAAAUUGUUGACAAUAACACUAACAUCCCUAAAAAUAUUGAAUGCCAUGUAAAAUAUUGGUCUGAGUGUAUUUUAGAAAGUAAUAAAAGAAAAAAUACCAAGAUUAUUAUUUUUUUCAGUUCUGAAUCAAUUUAUGCAUGUUGGCAUGGAUUAUUAAAAUUUAUAGAUAGAUCAUUUCAUUGCCAAAUAAGGUGUAUUAUUUCUGAACUUGAGUAUUUUGUAUACUGGAACAUUUUCACCUGCAAUACAAUACAACACAUUUACA